This is a messenger RNA of Pecten maximus, 1095 nucleotides long. RefSeq lists its product as uncharacterized. The record is from RefSeq and is a predicted model, not a curated record. Lineage: Eukaryota; Metazoa; Mollusca; Bivalvia; Pectinida; Pectinidae.
CAAACAUGCAUGAUUUUUUUCGUAUCAUUUUUUCAGACAUACAGACACAAUGGGCUGUUCUAAACAUGGCGUCACCAGAAAAUAGCUGCGUUCCACUCCGGCAUUCAAGUCUCCCCGGUAUUGUCCGUCUACCAAAGCGGUACAAAGUAGAAGAGUCCCGAUCACUCGACAGUCGAAAAGGCAGCAUUGAUCAUCGAGGGGCGGACAGGAUAGCUGAAAGACUCUCAGAUCUCAGCCAGGCUUUACUGUGGAUUAAACAAGAAUUGAUUUUACUUCGUCAGCAUGACAUUCUCCUAAAACGUCAGUUCUGUGACAUUCACGACACCAUUGUGUCAUUGAACAAAGCCAAACGAAGGGCUGGCUUCCGGGAGAAACAAACACUAACUAGCUCCAAUACGAGUCUCCAAUCUAACACAAGUUUUCAAUCCAACACGAGUAUUGACAUUACGCUGGAUCUGGAAAACUACGGCGUCAGAAGUGCAAACAGCGUUACUUUGUUAAAUGAAGAGGAAUCAGAAGACGAAGAUGAAAUAGAGGAGUCGCCUCGAACUUGUUCAAUGAAAACAACGCGAGACUUGACUGCUCUCGCAAGGAGACGCGGCAGUAAGGAACUAAUAUGACGGAUAUGUCAUAACCUACCUUAUGAAUAAGUCGUUGUGAUCAAAACGUCAAGAUGGCGGAUAUUUUGAUGAAUACUGCGCCUUUGCAUGAAUAACAUAUAUUCUUAUUGAUAUAUUAUGAAGUAGGAGUCUGUGAGAAUUAUGUAAACGUGACCACUAUUCCGGGAUGACGUAUACGGUAUCAAAUGUUCCAUUACGUACCUAAGUACAGGAGAUAACACCAACCUGAUCUGAUUGGUUUCAGAGUUUCAGAUGGAUGUAGAGGGUGACCACUAAUAUCACUAUUCAUUAGCACAAAAGAAUAAAUGGGAUUGCAUUUUAUUGUUAUUGAUGAUGUUCACCCGAACGCUUGUAGCAGUCAUAUACAAAUGCGGACUUAUGGUAGCUUAAUGACGUAUUAACCUUUCAUAUAACAAGUGACGCAACUCAAAGAGUGCACAGUUUUUCUGAGGAAUAAACUUGUUUUGUUUGUUGU